CGCUCCUGGUGACGUACGGCAGGAAGCGGCGUGCGGCGCGGCCAUGGCGGGGUUCCGGGCUCUGGGGCUUGCGCCGUGGCUGGCGGAGCAGGCACGGCAGGUGGGGCUGAGCCGGCCCACACCCGUGCAGGCCGCCUGCAUCCCGGCCGUGCUGCAGGGUCGCGAUUGCCUGGGCUGCGCCAAGACGGGCAGCGGGAAGACGGCGGCCUUCGUGCUGCCCGUGCUGCAGGUGCUCUCUGAGGACCCCUACGGCAUCUUCUGCCUGGUGCUGACACCCACCAGGGAACUGGCAUACCAGAUCGCCGAGCAGUUCCGCGUCCUGGGGAAGCCCCUCGGCCUGAAGGACUGCGUGGUGGUGGGCGGCCUGGACAUGGUGGCGCAGGCGCUGGAGCUCUCUCGUAAACCCCACAUUGUCAUCGCUACACCUGGCAGGCUGGCGGAUCACCUCCGCAGCUCCAACACUUUCAGUCUUAAAAAGCUAAAGUUCUUGGUUUUGGAUGAAGCUGACCGGCUGUUGGAGCAGGGCUGUGCUGACUUCACGGCAGACUUGGAGGUGAUUCUGGAGGCCGUUCCAGCGCGCAGACAAACGUUGCUGUUCAGCGCCACGCUGACUGAUACGCUGAACGAGCUGAAGAGCCUGGCUGCGAACAGACCAUUCUUCUGGGAGGCUGUGUCCGAGGUGCGGACGGUGGAUGAGUUGGACCAGCGCUACUUGCUUGUACCUGAAGCGGUCAAGGACGCGUACCUAGUCCAUUUAAUCCAGACUUUCCAGGAUGAGCAUGAAGACUGGUCUAUUAUUAUCUUUACUAAAACCUGCAAGGACUGCCAGGUCUUGAACAUGAUGCUCAGGAGAUACAGCUUUCCUUCUGUAGCUUUGCAUUCCAUGAUGAAACAGCGGCAACGAUUUGCAGCUUUAGCAAAGUUCAAGUCCAGCAUUUUCAAGAUUCUCAUUGCCACUGACGUUGCUGCCAGAGGUUUGGACAUUCCUGCAGUACAAGUCGUCAUCAAUCACAACACUCCUGGCCUGCCGAAAAUCUACAUUCACCGGGUUGGCCGGACAGCCCGUGCAGGUCGCAAAGGAAUAGCUAUUACACUGGUGACACAGUAUGACAUCCACCUCGUCCAUGCUAUUGAGGAAGAAAUCAAACUGAAGCUGCAGGAGUACUCUGUGGAGGAGCAGUUUGUGCUUGACAUCCUCACCCAAGUGAACGUCACCAGGAGGGAAUGUGAAAUCGAACUGGAAGGAAUGGAUUUUGAUGAGAGGAAAGAAAUAAAUAAGCGGAAACAAAUGAUCCUUGAAGGAAAGGAUCCAGAUCUGGAAGCAAAAAGGAAGGCAGAGCUAGCAAAGAUCAAGAAGAAAAACAAGCAAUGCCGCGAGAAGCUCCAGCAGACACUGCAGAGGAAAAAGCAGCUGCAGCUGAAGAAGAAACUGCAGAAGAGGAUGGAGCGGCGGAACAACCGGCGUGCUAAGGAAGAGAAAGAACAGCCCUUGGACUGACUUGCUUGGCUCAGACAGCCCUGACGUUGCUGCCACUUUGGGAAUACCGGGAUCUAAUGUGUGUUAAUCUGGACGCUUCUGGGGAAGGUGGGUGAGGGGAGAAGGGACACUUUGAUAAACUGCCUCUGUUAUUUUUUUCUUCCUUCACAACCCUGCUGGCUUGGGCCAUUCCUGGCAGCUGGAUCAGACUCCUGGAAGAACACCUUUCAAGAGCAUGUUUCCUUCCUCCAGCAAAGGAGAGUCCAGACCUGGAUUCUUGGUGACGUGAAGGGAAAUAAAGAUCCUUUCUCUCUCUUCCUCCUUCA
Messenger RNA from Falco peregrinus (peregrine falcon), 1803 nucleotides. RefSeq names its product DEAD-box helicase 49 (gene DDX49). The coding region runs from base 44 to 1498 and encodes 484 amino acids. The record is from RefSeq and is a predicted model, not a curated record. Gene Ontology annotation, molecular function: nucleic acid binding; RNA helicase activity; ATP binding. The transcript has 13 exons. NCBI's taxonomy places the organism in Eukaryota, Metazoa, Chordata, Aves, Falconiformes, Falconidae.